AUGUCGCCGGGUAGCACUACCGAGAUCGAAUCGGCAAUUUUUCCAGGGGGUGAAGAGGCUGUGGUUGUUGAGGGAUCUGACGAAGUAAAGGGCCACUCAGUUCCGCAUGAGUUUCCAGAAGGAGGUCUACGGGCCUGGCUGGUUGUCUUGGGAUGCUGGUGCAUAUUGUUCACAUCGUUCGGUUACGUGAAUUCCUUCGGGGUCUACGAAACAUAUUAUCUCAAGACGUUCUUGUCCGACCACUCACCAUCAGAUGUGGCCUGGAUCGGGGCUAUCCAGUCCUUUGCCCAGUUCUCAGCAGCGUUGGUCGCCGGUCCGCUGGCAGAUCGAUACGGAGCAAUGGUCAUUGUUAGGCCGUUUUCUCUACUCCUCGUUGUCGCCAUGAUGCUCACAAGCCUUUGCACAAAGCUCUACCAGUUCAUUCUCUGCCAGGGCAUCUUCAUCGGCAUCGCGUCUGGCCUCAUAUUCACUCCUUCAAUAUCCAUCAUAGGUCAUUAUUUCUUCAAAAGGCGACCCAUAGCCAUGGCUUUUGCCACUACUGGCUCUCCCAUUGGAGGAAUCAUCUAUCCGGUAGUCAUGACCAACCUGCUCCAAGACAACAGCAUCGGAUUCGCCUGGGGCCAGCGGGUCUGUGGCUUCUUGACUCUGUUUCUGCUGGCAAUUGCAGUCGUGACCAUUCGUCCGACGUCUCUGCGGAGGACUGGCGCGUUCAUUCUGCCAGAGGCAUUCAAGAUUCCCGCCUUCUCUCUCCAGGUUGCGGCAUUUUUCAUGGUCAUAUUGGGACUCUGGACCCCGUACUUUUACCUCGCCGACUACGGCACAUUACAUGGAAUGUCUCCCGGCCUUGCAUCCUACCUGUUCGCCUUGAUCAACGCGGGUUCUUUCUUGGGCCGAGUAUUUGCUGGUGCCGUUGCCAGGCGUCUCGGUCAGUUCAACGUCAUUACUGUGGCCUGCUACGCAUCUGGAAUCCUCAUGUUCUGCUGGCUCAAAAUCACCUCGACAGGAGGCCUCAUAGUAUUGUCCAUCUUGUUUGGCGCGACCAGCGGCAUCAUCAUUGCCCUCAUGUUCACCACCAUUGCUCACACGGCUGAUCACCCUAGCAAGAUUGGAACAUACCUGGGCAUGUCCACAUUUCUCAUCGGUUUUGGCGCUCUGGGUGGCACUCCGAUUACUGGUGCCCUCAUCGAUACGUAUGGCGGCUACUCUCAGGGCAUCAUCUUCAGUGGUGCUGUUCUUAUGGCCGGAGCUGUGCUCUUUACCGCAGCCCGAUUUGCCUUUUCGAAAGAUAAACUUGUCGUAUAG
Trichoderma reesei QM6a is the source of this 1302-nucleotide messenger RNA. RefSeq lists its product as uncharacterized. Gene Ontology annotation, cellular component: fungal-type vacuole membrane. Bases 1 to 1302 code for a protein of 433 amino acids. The transcript has 4 exons. Gene Ontology annotation, biological process: transmembrane transport. NCBI's taxonomy places the organism in Eukaryota, Fungi, Ascomycota, Sordariomycetes, Hypocreales, Hypocreaceae. Gene Ontology annotation, molecular function: transmembrane transporter activity. The record is from RefSeq and is a predicted model, not a curated record.